Messenger RNA from Miscanthus lutarioriparius, 1191 nucleotides. NCBI's taxonomy places the organism in Eukaryota, Viridiplantae, Streptophyta, Magnoliopsida, Poales, Poaceae. The record is from the annotation of a GenBank genome assembly.
AUGGACACCAUCGUCUCCCUCUCGCCUCCUCUGCUGCGCCUGCGCAUGAGCCACAGCCACCACCCCCACGCAUCAUCAUCAGCUUCCACUACUGCUAGUCGUCACCUGCCUCCUGCUGCCGCUGCAUCAUCCAGUUCCAGUUCCAGCCCGCGGCUGCUCAUCAAGCAGCAGAGGAGCAGCAGCAUUAUUGAUCACUAUUACUGUCGCCUCGUGCUUCUGCUUCUGCUUCUGUCAACGGCGACGGUGGCCGCAGCACCGGCGCAGAAAGAGAAAGACCUCGUGUUCGUGGCUGGCGCCACCGGCAGAGUUGGGUCCCGGACCGUAAGGGAGCUCAUCAAGCUUGGCUUCCGUGUGCGCGCUGCCGUCAGGAACACCCAGAGGGCCACGUCCCUGGUGCAGAGCGUCCAGCAACUGAAACUAGCAGACGGCGAUGGCGAUGCAGCCGCAGAGACGACGCAGCUGGAGCUUGUGGAGUGUGACCUGGAGAAGCAGGCGCAGGAAGGCAUCGUUUCAGCCAUAGGCAAUGCUUCCCUGGUGGUGUGCUCCAUCGGUGCCAGCGAGAAGGAGAUCCUGGAUGUCACCGGCCCAUACCGCAUCGACUACAUGGCCACCAACAAACUUGUACAGGCUGCAUCUGCGGCCAAUGUGGAGCACUUCAUCCUGGUCACAUCCCUGGGCACCAACAAGAUCGGCUUCCCUGCAUUCCUCUUGAACUUGUUCUGGGGGGUUCUGUACUGGAAAAGACGAGCUGAAGAAGCACUCAUCGCAAGCGGCAUUCCCUACACAAUUGUGAGGCCCGGAGGCAUGGAGAGGCCGACGGAUGCUUUCAAGGAGACGCACAACCUGGUGUUGGCACCAGAGGACACCUACGUGGGUGGCCAGGUGUCCAACCUGCAGGUGGCGGAGCUCAUCGGAUGCAUCAUGGCCACCAACAGCAACAGGAGGGCGGCCUACUGCAAGAUCGUGGAAGCGGUGGCCGAGACCACCGCGCCGUUGCUGCCCAUGGAGCAGCUCCUCUCCACAAUUCCUUCCAAGAGGGAACCCCCUGCAGCUGACGAUGAGCCGCCUGAGGACGAAACGGAGGCUGCAGAGGUGAAGCCAUCAGAUCCAAAGCAGCCAGAACCCCCAGCACCUGCAGCAGAGUCAUCAGAGACAAGAACCGGAGGAAAAGCAGCAGAGCCAACACUGUAA